CACACAAACAACAUUUGCUAUGUUUUCUUCUUUAUAAUUCUCAUACCAACCCAUCCAUUUGAAAAUUCAAUUCACGUUUCUUAAAUCCAGUGGGCGCCCAUAAUAAAAACCAAACCCGACCCAUUUCAUUAUAUCUACCCAUCUUGAAAUUACCCAAAUUACCAUCUUCCAUUACUAACGAAAAAAAAAAGAAAAAAAAUCAUAAAUCCCUUAAUUGAUCAGAAUUUAAAUUCUGAUUAAGGGUUUUUGAGAUUUAUCAAAGAUCUAAAAUGGGUUUUCGGGUUUUAAUUUUUUAUUAUUUCCUCUGUUUUUUCUUGGUUUUUCCCAAUUUUUCCAUACAGUCUUCAAACAUACGAAAAAUACGCGAAUCAGUGAUUAGAUUGCCAAAUGGCGAUUCUUAUGGUCACCCUUUUAAUCCCACCCGGGUCACUCAAAUUUCAUGGCAUCCCAGGGCUUUUUUGUAUAGAAAUUUUUUAACAGAUGCAGAGUGUGAUCAUCUUAUUCAGUUGGCAAAGGAUAAGCUUGAGAAAUCUAUGGUUGCUGAUAAUGAAUCCGGUAAGAGUAUUGAAAGUGAGGUUCGAACGAGCUCAGGGAUGUUUCUUAAUAAAGCUCAAGAUGAAGUAGUAGCUGGUGUUGAAUCAAGGAUUUCUGCCUGGACGUUUCUUCCUGUUGAAAAUGGAGAGUCUAUGCAAAUAUUGCAUUACGAACAUGGUCAAAAAUACGAGCCUCAUUGGGAUUACUUUCAUGAUAAAGCCAAUCAAGCGUUGGGUGGUCACAGGAUUGCCACCGUGCUAAUGUAUCUUUCUAAUGUACAAAAGGGUGGGGAAACUGUGUUUCCUGAGUCUGAGAUUAAAAAAUCUCAACCCAAAGCUAAUGAAGAUUGGUCAGAAUGUGCCAAAAAAGGUUAUGCAGUGAAACCGAGGAAAGGUGAUGCAUUGCUGUUUUUUAGCCUUCAUCCCAAUGCUACAACUGAUGCAUUGAGCUUGCACGGAAGCUGCCCGGUCAUAGAAGGUGAGAAAUGGUCUGCAACAAAAUGGAUCCAUGUUAGGAACUUUGACAAACCAGACAACACAAGUGACGAUUGCAAGGACGAAAACGUGAAUUGCCCAACAUGGGCUGCUAGUGGUGAGUGCCAAAAGAAUCCCGUCUAUAUGGUGGGGUCUGCUGAAGGUGUUGGGUAUUGUAGGAAAAGCUGCAAAGUAUGUUAGUAGAUACGGAUUUCCCGUUCUUAUAUUAUAUAGUGUCUGUCCUUAUUUCUUUUCAUAUCCCCAAUAUCGUAUGAAAAUUUGGGUAUAAACGGAGUCACUGUAUGUAAGCUGAGUUGUGGGGAUAUGGAAAAAGCAAAUAGAUAUAUAAGUUGAAGUUUUACAGAAAAUGGAAACCAACUAUCUUUUCAUGAA
Erigeron canadensis is the source of this 1400-nucleotide messenger RNA. RefSeq names its product probable prolyl 4-hydroxylase 7. The transcript is spliced from 7 exons. Gene Ontology annotation, molecular function: L-ascorbic acid binding; iron ion binding; procollagen-proline 4-dioxygenase activity. NCBI's taxonomy places the organism in Eukaryota, Viridiplantae, Streptophyta, Magnoliopsida, Asterales, Asteraceae. Bases 270 to 1208 code for a protein of 312 amino acids. The record is from RefSeq and is a predicted model, not a curated record. Gene Ontology annotation, biological process: peptidyl-proline hydroxylation to 4-hydroxy-L-proline. Gene Ontology annotation, cellular component: endoplasmic reticulum.